AACAAAUGUUUUAAAAACAUAUUUAUAGAAAUUUUCUAUAAAAAAAGAAAACUAAAUAUAAACAACGAAAAGAAAAUGCGUUAAGGCAAGAGAGAAUUAUUGUUUACAUACAACAAAGAAAGAGAGAAACAAUAAAGCUUUAUGUUGUAUGCAUAUAAACAAGAUAAACAACAACAACAUUAGUACAUUUUUAACAAACAGCAAGUAUUAAAAACAAUAAUAAAAACAACAGCAGCAGCAACCAUUUUCAUUACACUACUCACUGGGGAUUUUCAUAACUCCACAAAACUCUCUUCGUAAAAAAACGGCAAAUAAUAAAAAAAAUAUUAUUAUUACAAGAAGGAUCAUUUGAAGGCAGUUCUCUAUACAACAACAACAGUUAUUGUUGUAAAAUGGAAAUACUUGUCAUAAAAUAAUAACAACAAUAACUUUACUACCAUAUUGUUGCUGUUAUAAUACAAAAACAACGUUUUAAGCAGGAAGAAAAUAACAAUAAACUGAAAAACAACUACAUUGUACUAGAAAUAUGACUGCAAUUUGUAUGAUUUACAUACCCCCACACUUACGCACAUUUUUAAAUACAAAAGUGGAGAGACAGUGAGUGUGAAAGGAGGAGUGAAAGAGAGAAAGAGGGAGUUAAAUAUAAUAAGGAGAGCUUAACUACAAAUAAUGAUGCUGUUUUGCUGUAAAAGUAACAACAAGACCUGUGCUAAUUACUUCAGCAAUGCUGAAAGGGAUUGUGUACCAUAAACUUUGAAGCUGUCUUUAUAAAAAUCUCUCCAAAGGUGUUGAAGUCAAAAACAAACAAACAAAUAAAACCACUUAAGGAAUAAACAAAAAGAAACAAAAAAAUAUAUAUUAGCAACCUUUAAACAAAAUAAUAAAAAACCGUAAAAUACUACAAAUUGAAUCCUUGAACCACAAAACAACAAUUUGCUAUUGAAUAUAAAAAUGGGAUUUGAUGAGUUUUUAGCCUCAAGGGUUUUACAAACAGAAGCACUACAACAAGCAGCAGCAGCUAUAGCAACAAUAAAAUUAGCAGCGGCUACAAUUUCUUUAAAAAUUCAAGACAGCAGCAACAAACAACACAAUAAAAACAUCGAUAAAAUAGAUAAAUCAAAAAACAAAGUUAAAAAAAGGUUGCUGUCAUCUGCUAAACCAGCAGACGAGGACGACGAAGACUUACAUUUUAAAGGUGACCAACAACAGCAAUCCACAACAAAAAGAUUAGCGGCAACACUUUCCCAGCUAAAACUGCUGACACGACAAUUGCAACAGCAACAACUCGGCUAUAACAAUAAAUUUCACCAUGAAAAACAUAUACACAUUUGGCUGAUUCCAGUUCCAAUAACAACAACAAUCUUAUAAAAUUUAAAAUUUUAAAUAGAAAAAAUCACAAAAUUUUGUCUUAAAUCUUGCAAUUGUUUUUACAAAUCUAAACAAAAUCCUUGAAUUAAUUAGAAUUUGUUGCAUACAAAAGAGAACCAGUACAAAAUGCAACGUUUACGUACCACAUUUACGCGUUCGCGUACCCCCACUGGUGCUGAAAUGAAAACGCAAAAUAGUCUUGAAGUACCAAAACAGGUACGCUCUGCCUCAUUUGAUGAAAUGCAGCUGGAGGCUCAGCGCAUGUCGUCACACUUUCUCAAACAACAAUCCUCCUCUGACGAACGUUCGUCUGAAGGUGGAUUUCUGCAAGUUCCUCAAGCCUCACACACACAAAGAUCACAUUCCUUCGAUUCAGCAGCUGCCUCAGCGGGUAGCGAUGAUUCGGGCACGUUCUUAGAGGUGCCACGUAGAGGUAAAACCCGUCGUAGUUCCUCCACCAAAACACCGCCUCCCUGCAUACAUUGUUUGUACUUGGAGGAGUAUGAGAAGCAAAUGUCGGUGGAACAGCGUUAUUUUAUAGAUCAUCGGGAAAUUAAGAGUCUGAGUUAUAGCUAUAGCAGCUCUGAGGCUAGUGACGAUGAAGAUGGUGAAGAAGAGGGUUUGGAAGAAGAUGAGGAGGAGGAGGAGGGUGAGGCUACCGAUGAGGAUGUUAAUCCUUGUACUGAAGAUGAGCAAUUAGGUGGUGAGUCCAUAGAUGUUUAUGAUGAUGCGGCCUUGGAAAUGGACAUACGCCUGGGCGGCAUGUCCAGUGGCAUAGAUGAGACUAGAGCAAGAUUGCCGCGGCAAAUGCGACGCCAUACCAUAGGCAGCUCGGUUACCACAUCGGAAGAUGAAGGUCUAGAGGAAUCAGAACAUGAUUCGCCUCAUUUUGGCAAUACUCUAAUGCCCCCGCCUCCUACCACGCCCUGUGGCAUUACAUUUACUUUAUCGCCCACAAAUGGUGAUUAUCCGCCUUUUCCUGCCUACACAUUUCCCAUUGAUCCCGGCUCACCGCCUGUCUCACCCCUAUUUGCAUUAUCGGUGUGCGAUAGUCCCGUUAUGGAACUGCCACCGCCACCACCCAUCUCACCUUUAGAAUUACUGCCACAGCCACCAUCAUUCGAUUUAACUUUACCACCACCACCAGCCUUUAGUACAGAUCUUCCUCCUGCCUCUGAUACAGCAACAACGACUACAGAUGACAAUGAAAGCAACACGAACGCCAAUACUAUACAACCACCCCUGUCACCCUCUGCACAACGACCACGUAGACGUUCCAUCUCCCGCCAAGAAGCCAUUUUCGUGGAGCCCACUGGCAAUUCGCUGGAAAAUGUCUCACAAGAAGAACAACAUAAGUCGUCGGUGGACGCCAUCGAUUCGGUUGAUGAAGUGUCCACCAUGGCCACAUGUGGCUCACCAACAGCUGCUAAGCACGCACUCGUUGUACGUGAUAUUUAUCUAACUGUACCUGAUUUGAGACGUGAUCGUGCAGCGUCUGUUGACUCCUGCUUUUCGAAAGUUUCCUCUGGCGGCAAGACGGAGGAGCUGCAACCCAGCGAUGGUUGUUUUCUCACUGUGCCCAACAUCAAUGCCACACGUUCGCGUUCGGUGGAUAUUGUGUUGCCAACGGAUGAGCAGGCACGUUAUAAAGCUUUAGCCAUGGCUGGCACGUCUGCCAUGUAUGCUGAUGGUCGAACCACAAGUAGUGCUGGCGUUCGAAGACCCAUACGCAUUGUACCCGAUUGGACGGAAAAUGCCAUACAGGGUGAACAUUAUUGGAAACCAUCAUCAGCAUCGGGUGAUUUAUGUUGUCUAAAUGAAGAAUGUAUUAAAAGUGGACAACGCAUGAAGUGCUCUGCAUGCCAAAUAAUUGCGCAUCAAAAUUGCAUUCCAAUGGCCAAUGAAAAGACUCAAUUAGCUUGUAAGCCAACAUAUCGAGAUGUAGGUAUAAGACAAUACAGGGAACAAACUGUUACUCAUCAUCACUGGGUCCAUCGGAAAAUGGAAAAAGGCAAAUGUAAACAAUGUGGAAAGGCUGUGCAAGGAAAAUUAUUUGGUUCCAAAGAAAUUGUUGCAUUGUCAUGCGCCUGGUGUCAUGAGGUGUAUCACAAUAAGGAAUCGUGCUUUAAUCAAUCAAAAAUUGGCGAAGAAUGUAAAUUGGGUAAUUAUGCCCCCAUCAUUGUGCCGCCUUCAUGGAUUGUCAAGUUACCCAGCAAGGGUAAUUUCAAAUCAUCUAUACGUGUGAAUAAUAAACAACCAAAUGCUUCGAGUAAAAAAGCCAGAGUGGCUAGUAAAAAGGGCAAAAAGGAUGAGCGCAAGGAGCAAAGGGCUUUUAUUGUUAAGCCCAUACCUUCGCCGGAGGUAAUACCGGUCAUUGUUUAUAUUAAUCCUAAAUCUGGUGGCAAUCAAGGUGUCAAGUUGUUGGGAAAGUUUCAGCAUCUUUUAAAUCCCCGGCAAGUGUUUGAUUUAACACAAGGCGGUCCUAAAAUGGGUUUGGAACUGUUCCGCAAAACUCCCAAUCUAAGAAUUUUAGCUUGUGGUGGUGACGGUACUGUGGGCUGGGUUCUAUCCGUUCUAGAUCAAUUAAACCCUCCCAUACAACCCCCACCAGCUGUGGGAGUAUUACCUUUAGGUACCGGCAAUGAUUUGGCCAGAGCCUUAGGUUGGGGAGGCGGUUACACGGACGAGCCCAUUGGUAAAAUUCUACGUGAAAUUGGCAUGUCCCAGUGUGUUCUUAUGGAUCGAUUUCGCUUGAAAGUUAGCCUCAAUGAGGAUGUGCCCGAUGACAAUGUGGAACGCAGCAAACCCAAUGUACCCUUGAAUGUGAUCAAUAACUAUUUCUCAUUUGGUGUGGAUGCCCACAUUGCCCUAGAGUUUCAUGAGGCACGCGAGGCCCAUCCGGAACGUUUUAAUUCACGUCUGCGUAAUAAAAUGUAUUAUGGACAAAUGGGUGGCAAGGAUUUAAUACUAAGACAAUAUCGCAAUCUCUCACAAUGGGUUACACUGGAGUGCGAUGGCACAGAUUAUACGCAAAAGUUAAAAGAUGCUGGCUGUCAUGCUGUAUUAUUUUUAAAUAUUCCCAGUUAUGGCGGUGGCACUCAUCCUUGGAAUGAUUCGUUUGGUCAAUCGAAACCCAGCAUAGACGAUGGUCUCAUCGAGGUUGUUGGCCUAACAACCUAUCAAUUGCCCAUGCUGCAAGCUGGUCUCCAUGGCACUUGCAUUUGCCAGUGCCGUACGGCACGCAUUGUCACCACCAAAACGAUACCCAUGCAAGUGGACGGCGAGGCAUGCCGUGUUAAGCCCUGCAUCAUUGAAUUGGAUUUAUUAAAUAAGGCUGUUAUGCUUGCCAAACGUAAACAGGGUCGUGGAGAUGUUCAAGUAAAUGCUUUGGAAAGACUACAAUUAGUUAUAUUGCGUGUAACCAUGGAUCAAUAUGAGCGUCAUCACUAUGACAAACCUAUGCUGCGUAAAUUGGCCAAUAAAUUGGGCAUCGUAGAAAUCGAUUCCCAGUGUGAUCUCGAACAAGUGCGCAAUAUGCUGAAUGAGAAAUUCGAACAAUCAAUAUCGUAUCCAAAAGUAUCACAAGAUUGGUGUUUCAUAGAUUCUUGUACUGCUGAGCAUUUCUUCCGCAUCGAUCGGGCCCAAGAGCAUCUACACUAUAUCUGUGACAUUGCGGCCGAUGAGCUGUUCAUAUUGGAUCAUGAGGCGGCCACCAUGCCACAAACACCCGAUCAAGAUCAAGAGCGUUCAUUUUCGGCAUACUCACAGCGUCAGGCCCAAAAUGAUCGUCGUAUGGAACAAGGACGUUCGGGUAGUACUGAGGAGUGUCAAAUUGGAAAACCAAUUAAAGUUAUUAAAUUUAAAAGUCCUAUAUUGGAGCAAACUUCCGAUGCCGUAUUAUUAGCUGCACAAAGUGGCGAUUUGAAUAUGUUACGUGCAUUACAUGAACUAGGAUACUCAUUACAAACCACCAAUACAAAAGGACAUACUGCUUUACAUUUUGCUUGCAAAUAUAAUAAUAAGGAUAUUGUUAAAUAUAUACUAUCAUGUGCCUCACGUCGUUUAAUUAAUAUGGCCGAGAAGGAGAAGGGUGCUACAGCAUUGCAUAUGGCGGCUGAAAUGAAUAGACGUGAUAUUUGUGUGAUGCUUGUAGCAGCUGGAGCCAAUAUAGAGGCUCGUGAUAUGUGUGGCAAUACACCAAUGAUGGUGGCAUUCAAUAAAAAUGCCAAUGAAAUUGCCACAUAUUUGGAAAGUAAGCAAAAAGCUCUUAAAACACAAACUCCUAAAAUCUAUUAAAUAUUAAAUUAAACAAUAUACUCAUAGUAAUAACAAAUGCAAACAAACAUUACACUACACUUAAAGUAAAAACUACAAUAAUAACAAAUAUACACGGAGAAAACAAUCAUUAGUUUAAAGAAAAGCUUUUUGAAUUAUAAUAUUAAAUAGUUUGAGCUAAAAAAAAAUCCAUGUAAAAGCAGUAUAAACUUG
This is a messenger RNA of Calliphora vicina (urban bluebottle blowfly), 5856 nucleotides long. RefSeq names its product retinal degeneration A (gene rdgA). Gene Ontology annotation, molecular function: protein binding; ATP-dependent diacylglycerol kinase activity. Gene Ontology annotation, biological process: diacylglycerol metabolic process; intracellular signal transduction; lipid phosphorylation. The record is from RefSeq and is a predicted model, not a curated record. The transcript has 17 exons. NCBI's taxonomy places the organism in Eukaryota, Metazoa, Arthropoda, Insecta, Diptera, Calliphoridae. Bases 1495 to 5664 code for a protein of 1389 amino acids.